This is a messenger RNA of Opisthorchis viverrini, 519 nucleotides long. RefSeq lists its product as hypothetical. The transcript has a single exon. Lineage: Eukaryota; Metazoa; Platyhelminthes; Trematoda; Opisthorchiida; Opisthorchiidae. The annotation marks the transcript as partial. The record is from RefSeq and is a predicted model, not a curated record.
GUGUACAAAUGAAAUAUCCAAUUUAUUAUUCCUUGACAGCUCCAGCAAUACCGCUGCGGCUCAGGCGUUUGCCGUUGCUACCGCCGGCAGUGCUUGCCCCUUGGCAGCAGCAGGCAUCAUGGGGCUUGGCCCAAACCUGAAUCGAGCAGCUCUCCGGUUUUCGGCUGGUACGGCAUCUGCGGCUGCAGCAAAUAUAGGAUAUAAAACAGUGGCUUGCACACUGCCAAGCACUUCUGCAGUCACAUCGACCUUGGGCGGAUCAACUACGGUUACCACCUUGUCAAGUCUUUCCAACAUAUCACCCGGUUCAUUCCAGUUCAACGGACGUGCCAGUGCAGCCGGACAGAACAAUGCGGCGUCCAUCAACGGAACGUCAAACAACUUAACUCAGGCACCUCAGAACAAUAUAGACCAGCAAACUAGACGUUCCAUGAUGAUGGCGACGGCUUCUUGUCUACGUGUGCUCAAUGUCGUGCGUCACUGGAUUACCAAAUUUCCCGAUGUACGUAGCCAAUUCUA